Molecule: messenger RNA, 936 nt
Organism: Cyprinus carpio (common carp)
Lineage: Eukaryota; Metazoa; Chordata; Actinopteri; Cypriniformes; Cyprinidae
Product: C-C chemokine receptor type 8-like
Exons: 2
Coding region: 1-843 (280 amino acids)
Biological process (GO): phospholipase C-activating G protein-coupled receptor signaling pathway; positive regulation of Rho protein signal transduction
Molecular function (GO): G protein-coupled receptor activity
Source: RefSeq, a predicted model, not a curated record
AUGAGCAACUCUACAGUGAACUUCACCACACCUGAAGCAUCUACAAAUUCCACAACUCAUUCCUUUGGGCUAAUGGACAGUCUGGAAAUGUAUGCAUUCUGCAUAUGUUUCCUGUUUGGUUUUCUUAUAAACUCCAAAAUUGCAUGGCUCAUCAUUACAGGAACUGGAAAUGGAGUUGCAUCAGAGUUUUUCAACCUCAAUCUGUCUGUUUGUGAGAUUGGUAACAGCCUCAAUGCGAUGUUUGGCAUUCUUAUUUUUUUCUUUUCAAGCUUCAUAAUAGUAACAUAUUUUUUACAAGGACUAGGGAUCACUGGUCGUCCUCUGUUUCAUUGUCUGAUGUGUGUUGAGCGUUACCUUGCAGUGGUUCAUCCUGUAACCUUUCUGAAGUACAAACCUCUCAGAUAUAGAGUGAUUUGCUGCACUGCUGCCUGGAUAAUUAUUAUUGGAUCCUGUUUAUUCUGUGCCUUUAUUUUAAUCUUAUCUAGCAUGGUGUCAUAUGUAUGUUUCAUCUCAAUACAAUCCCUUCUCUUCUUCUUCACUCAGUUGUUUUGUCUUGUGGCUGUUCUCAUAGCUCUGAAACAAUCAGGACCAGGAGAGAGAAAGAGAGAGGAGAAAAACCACAUGAAGAGAAGAGCAUUUUAUAUUAUUCUGAUAACAACAGUGAUCAUGACCAUCCAAUAUGCCCAAUUUACUGUCACAGGAUUCUUUGUCAUUCUAACUCAAAAGAGUUUUCUAGACUUUUGGUGUCCUGCUUUUCCUUGUUAUGUAUUGGCUGGUUUUGUGCAACCCAUUCUUUAUUUACAGCGGGCUCGAAAACUCUUCUGCCUCAGUUCAUCAUCAUGAAACAGGAAAUGAUUGUAUUUUACUUAUAUUUCUGAAUUACUGGAUCAGUUGAUUAUUUUUGAGCUGAUCUAAAUAUCUCCCAAAGUACAAGAU